Pteronotus mesoamericanus is the source of this 870-nucleotide messenger RNA. It is a transcript of the gene CD160, whose product is annotated as CD160 molecule. Lineage: Eukaryota; Metazoa; Chordata; Mammalia; Chiroptera; Mormoopidae. Gene Ontology annotation, cellular component: plasma membrane. The record is from RefSeq and is a predicted model, not a curated record. Gene Ontology annotation, biological process: regulation of adaptive immune response. Gene Ontology annotation, molecular function: transmembrane signaling receptor activity.
AUGGCAAUGUCACAGGAAAGUGAGGCCAAGGGCACCAGCAUCUGCUUCGAGUUCCUGGAGCUGCUGACAACGUGCAGGACACCGACGGCAUCUGGCAGAGGCUGCUUUGCCCUGGCCAUUCUGCUGGCAACUGUGGACAUCCAGCUUGGUGGAUGUAUGAAAAUCCUCAGCUCAGUUUCCCAGGAAGGAAAGCAACUAAACCUUACAAUGCGGCAUAAGAAAGAAGAGGCUGAGGGGAUUGUAGUGUUUUUGUGUAAGGACACCUCUGAGACCAGCUUGAAGCAACUGAGAGUGAAAAGGCUGUCUGAGACAGACAGUGUCAGUGAAAGUUCAUCUCAGCUGGUGUUCACCAUAAACCAAGCUACACCAUCGGCCAAUGGGACUUAUCAGUGCUGUGCCAGAAGUCAGAAGCCAGAAAUCCACCUUCAGGGCCAAUUCUUCUCCGUUUUAGUUACAGAAACAGGGAACUACACAGUGAUGGGACUGAAACAAACAGGAUACCAGGAGUUCAGCCACAGUAAAGGUACUCUCAGUUCAAGCUUCCUGCAAGAGGUCUGGAUGGUGCUGGUCACCAGUCUGGUGGCCCAUCAAGGUAUGUUCACAUAAAACCCUUAAGCACACCAAGCAAUGAUGUCUAGGUUACUGUCCUGAAGGGAGGAAAGGAAGUCAAGUGGGAGAGGGAGAUGCUCCUUAACUCCUAGCUGUCACAGGAAAACAUCAAUCCAGUGAGGGCAAAAUUGAUCCAAAGGGACUCAAGAUUUCAUACUAACUAGGGAAAGAUGGGUGAAUCAGACUUUCCUUUGUGAAGGAAAGGCCUUUGAAGACAAGUAAAUACAGCUGUCUCAAUGCACUAAAUGAACAAAGGGCAAG